GAUUCAAGGCAUCUUUCUUUAGAACAGGCCAAAUUGAUAGACGAGGAACGCUCAGGAUGCAGUUGUGUCCCAAGGAGCUCGACAAGCUCGUCAUUUCGCAGCUUGGCUUGCUCGCACAACGACGCCUCGCUCGCGGUGUGAAGCUCAACCAUGCUGAAGCUACAGCCUUGAUCGCGAAUAAUCUCCAAGAACUGGUUCGAGAUGGCAAUCACACAGUCGCGGACCUCAUGUCCAUUGGCAAGCAGAUGCUUGGGCGCCGCCAUGUUCAGCCGUCUGUCGUAUCGUCGCUCUCCGAAUUAAUGAUCGAGGGGACAUUCCCGUCCGGCACAUACCUCGUAACAGUGCAUCACCCGAUCAGCACCGAUGAUGGGGACCUCGAGAAAGCCCUCUACGGGUCGUUCCUCCCAGUCCCUUCGAAUGAGAAAUUCCCUCUUCCGGAAGCGAGUGUGUACGAAAGCACCAAACAGCCUGGCGCAAUCGUGGCCGUCAAAGGAGAUGCGGGAACAAUUAAGCUGAAUGAAGGGCGGAAGAGGAUUAAGCUCAAGGUUGUUAGCAAAGGGGAUAGGCCAAUUCAGGUCGGCUCUCACUACCACUUCAUCGAGACUAACCCCCAACUCCAAUUCGACCGAGUGCGAGCACAUGGAUACCGCCUGGACAUCCCCGCCGGGACUUCGGUUCGGUUCGAGCCGGGAGACACCAAAACCGUGACAUUGGUUCAAAUAGCCGGCAACCAGGUCAUCAAAGGAGGAAAUAAGUUAGCUUCAGGCUUCAUUGGGGACGUAUCUAUUGCAGAGAGCAUCGUGGAGAAGAUCAAUGCGGGAGGUUUCUUGCAUGAACCGGAGCCAAUCGGUGAUGCCGCGCAUAUCGAUAUCUGUACCAUGGAGCGACAGGCCUACAUUAGCAUGUUUGGCCCAACAACUGGUGAUUUAGUGAGGCUGGGCGCUACAGACCUGUGGAUUAAGGUUGAAAAAGACAUGACCAAGUACGGCGAUGAAUGUUCCUUCGGAGGUGGUAAGACGCUCAGAGAAGGUAUGGGUCAGGCUGGUGGACGUCCAGAUAAGGAAAGUUUGGAUACUGUGAUUACGAACGCAUUGGUUGUUGAUUGGUCGGGCAUCUAUAAAGCAGAUAUUGGCAUCAAAGAUGGCAUCAUCGUUGGUAUUGGUAAAGCAGGAAACCCGGACGUUAUGGAUGGAGUGGACCCCAACCUGGUUGUUGGAUCCUGCACAGAUGUGAUUGCCGGAGAACAUAGUAUCGUCACGGCUGGAGGAUUCGACUCGCACAUCCACUUCAUUUGCCCCCAACAAGCAUACGAAUCGAUUGCGUCCGGCGUCACAACAAUGUUAGGUGGAGGCACUGGACCAAGUACCGGCACAAACGCAACCACCUGCACUCCUGGAAAGACGCAUAUCCGGCAGAUGUUGCAAGCCUGCGAUGAGCUCCCCCUGAAUUUCGGUAUCACUGGCAAAGGAAAUGACGCAGAGCUUCGUCCUCUCCAGCAGCAAGCCGAGGCCGGCGUGUGUGGCCUCAAACUGCACGAAGACUGGGGUACUACGCCUGCUGCUAUCGAUGCAUGUCUUACUGUCAGCGACGAAUAUGAUAUCCAAACCUUGAUUCAUACAGACACCCUCAACGAGUCCGGUUUCGUUGAGCAGACCAUCAAGUCGUUCAAGAAUAGGACGAUUCAUACAUACCAUACUGAAGGAGCCGGAGGUGGUCACGCGCCAGACAUCAUUAGCGUCGUCGAGCACGAUAACGUGUUACCUUCGUCAACGAAUCCUACGAGGCCAUACACACGGAAUACACUCGAUGAGCAUCUUGAUAUGCUAAUGGUAUGCCACCAUCUCUCCCGUAACAUCCCUGAAGACGUUGCCUUCGCCGAGUCUCGUAUUCGUGCCGAGACAAUCGCUGCAGAAGAUGUGCUCCACGAUCUAGGAGCCAUUUCGAUGAUGUCGUCGGAUUCCCAAGCCAUGGGUCGAUGUGGCGAAGUCAUCCUUCGAACCUGGAACACAGCUCACAAGAACAAAGUCCAGAGAGGUACAUUAAAGGAAGACGAGGGAACUGAUGCGGACAACUUCCGAGUGAAGAGAUACAUUAGCAAAUACACCGUGAACCCAGCCAUUACACAGGGCAUGGGGCACCUCAUUGGCAGCGUUGAGGUGGGCAAGUUGGCAGAUUUGGUUGUCUGGAAUCCGUCAAUGUUUGGCGUGAAGCCGAAGUUGGUGAUAAAGAGUGGAUUUAUAUCUUAUGCUCAAAUGGGUGACCCCAACGCUUCUAUUCCGACUGUCGAACCGGUCGUCAUGCGUCCGAUGUUCGCACCCCUUGUGCCGCAAAGCAGCAUAACAUGGGUCUCACAAGCAUCGAUUUCGUCAGGUGUCAUCAAGUCCUAUGGACUGAGGAAGCGUAUAGAGCCAGUGAAGAACUGCAGGAAGAUUGAAAAGAAAGACAUGAAGUUUAACGACACGAGGCCGAAGAUGAAGGUGGAUCCUGAGAGGUACACGGUCGAGGCAGAUGGAAUGGUAUGUACUGCGGAACCUGCGGAAAUGUUACCGUUGACGCAGGCUUUCUUCGUGUACUAAGGAGGAUUCGAUGGGGUUGCCAGUAGAUCAAAUUGAAAAAGGACGGUGUUGGAUGGUGUAGAUACAUUUUACUCAUUAAUCUAUUGU
Molecule: messenger RNA, 2663 nt
Organism: Lindgomyces ingoldianus
Lineage: Eukaryota; Fungi; Ascomycota; Dothideomycetes; Pleosporales; Lindgomycetaceae
Product: urease
Exons: 7
Coding region: 57-2576 (839 amino acids)
Biological process (GO): urea catabolic process
Cellular component (GO): urease complex
Molecular function (GO): nickel cation binding; urease activity
Source: RefSeq, a predicted model, not a curated record